AUGAGACCCUCCAAGAGAUUAAUUUCCUUUUCCCUCUUCUCUCUGGCUAUUUCCCCCGUCUCCUCGACCUGCUACUACCCCAACGGCACCGCCGACGACAACUACCAACCAUGCAACAGAGUCCAAGGCGUCAACGGCAUGUGCUGCUCACUCGACCGCCCCAAUUCCCCGGGCGGACCAGACUCCAAGGGCUACACGGCGGACUUCUGUCUUGAGAACGGACUGUGCCAGAAUAUCGUGCAAAAGAUGAGCACAGGCCAGAUGGUCUACACCUACUGGCGGACUCUGUGCACCAGCACGGACUGGUCGACCAACGGAUGUUUGAAUGUCUGCACUCAGGGCGAGUUCUAUCCGGGGCAUACUUUCCCGCUGACGCCGUGCGAGAAUACCCCCGACUCGAGGACGUGGUGCUGUGGGCAGAAUAACACCGCGUGCUGUGGGACGUCAGAGGCGAUCAUACUUGCGCAGACGCUGGCGGUGGGGCUUUUGGCGUCGACGUCGACAGCGGUAUCUACCUCUGUUAGUACGACGUCCUCGAGGUCUCCUUCCGCCACGACAGCGGCCUCUAUACCGUCGACAUCGACACCGGUUUCUGCACCGCAGCCCCGCGAUUCAUCCCUGUCAACAGGAGCAAAAGUAGGAAUUGGGAUUGGUGUGGGUGUGGGAUCGGUAGCUGUCUUUGGUGCGUUGGCCGUUCUCCUCGUCGGAUGGCGAAGGCGAGUGGCUUCGAGGAGGAGGUUCCCCUUCAGCGGUGUGGGGAUUAUCUCCCGAGGCCAGGUGCAGGAGAAACCAGCUGAUGGACUGCUGACAAGACAUGAGCUGUCAGGUCGGAAUGUAGUGGAAGCGGAAGGAGAGAGUACUGUUGUCGGUGUGGGUAAUAGGCCCGGGGCUUUCACCACGUAG
Aspergillus viridinutans is the source of this 903-nucleotide messenger RNA. RefSeq lists its product as uncharacterized. The transcript is spliced from 2 exons. NCBI's taxonomy places the organism in Eukaryota, Fungi, Ascomycota, Eurotiomycetes, Eurotiales, Aspergillaceae. The record is from RefSeq and is a predicted model, not a curated record. Bases 1 to 903 code for a protein of 300 amino acids.